CACUCAGAAACUCGAGAACUCAGAUAUUCAGAAAUUCUCGGACACGCAGCACACAAAUCGCUCCGCAUUUUCGUGGCGAGCGGCAACAACGACUGCGCCCCAAAACAUUGCGCAUACGACGUGUGGGCCGUGUGGCCGUUGCGAGUGGCACAAAUAAAUAGUUCACAUUUCGUUUUUUUUUUCUGCUGCCGUUUUGUUUGUUUGGCCCUGUUGGCUGACCAUUGUUGUUGCUGCCGGAUUUUGUUUGUUUUUUUUCUGUGAUUUUUUUAACGCUGCCAGUGCCAGUGGCAGGGUGUUUGUUUGCUACUCGGUUCCGUUUUCCAUGUGUGCUUGGUGUUUUUAAAAGCGUAUCUGCCGCGAAUGCGAGUCCUGCGAGUCCUGUGAGUCCUGCGACUCCCCCAUCAUCUAUCAGCAGCUCGGAGAAUUGCGAACUUUUUGGGUUGACAUGUAGCUGGGAUUCUGGGCGUGUGUCGGCGGUUGUGUGUACGGCGGGAAUCGGAAGGGCCAGGAUCCGGAAUCGGUAUCGUAAUGCAAAGACGGCGAUAUGGCACUACAAGGCUGGCGCUUUUUCGGUGUCUCGGCAACCAUCAUCAUCUACAUAGGCGGCGUCCUGUUCCUAUCCAUGAACAACAUACCAGGCUCGCAUCCCAAGAGACCGCGCAUCGAACGCUUCGCCGAGUUCCCCAGCUUUCAUAGUCCUCGGUUUCCGAUGCCCAGCCGCAAGAUGACGAUACGCUGGUGUCGCGACCUAAAGUACAUAAAUCGAGAUCUUCCAAUCUACGCGGACUACAAGGCCGACUUCUACACGGCCCUGCCCAGCGAUGUGAGCGCUGCCCUUCAAUCCUUGCCAGCUCUGACAGCCCUGGCCAGUUUUCCGGGCAGCGGAAACACCUGGCUGCGCUAUCUUCUCCAGCAGUCCACCGGCAUUCUUACGGGCAGCAUCUACAAGGACUACGGUCUGCUGAAGACCGGCUUUCCGGCGGAGAACGUCUGCAACAGCUCAGUAUUACUGGUGAAGACCCACGAGUGGGGCAGCAAGGCGUGGGCCCCCUUCUCGAAAGCAAUACUCCUCGUCCGGGAUCCGGAGAAGGCCAUCAUCGCAGAGUUCAAUCGCCAGAGUGGCGGUCACAUCGGAUUCGCCUCGCCGGAUCGCUACAAGCGCACCAAGGGAAAAUACUGGCAGCAGUUCGUGAGCAACAAGCUCAAGGGCUGGGAGGUGAUGAACCUCAGCUGGGCGCGCAACUUCACGGGCGGCAUCAAGGUGGUCUUCUACGACGACCUGGUCCACCACACGGAACGGGAGCUACGCUCGAUCCUGGAGUUCCUGCAGUUCCCGGUCAACGAGCAGCUGAUGCGGUGCGCCAUCAUGCGGAAGGAGGGCAUCUUCCGGCGGAAGAAGCGGCUGCUGUCCUUCGAUCCGUACACGGAGUCCAUGAGGGCGGAGGUCCAGAACCGUCGGCGCAUCGUCUACGGAUUGCUGGGGCGCCAGGAGCCGUAGGAUAUAUGUACCAUAUAUACAUCCGAUGUAUAAGAAAACUGGGCAACGAGAAGGGAAAUCGAAUUCGUACCACCAACAAUACAAAGAAACCGAACAGAAAUCACAAU
Molecule: messenger RNA, 1605 nt
Organism: Drosophila suzukii
Lineage: Eukaryota; Metazoa; Arthropoda; Insecta; Diptera; Drosophilidae
Product: WSCD family member CG9164
Molecular function (GO): sulfotransferase activity
Source: RefSeq, a predicted model, not a curated record